Molecule: messenger RNA, 1281 nt
Organism: Talaromyces rugulosus
Lineage: Eukaryota; Fungi; Ascomycota; Eurotiomycetes; Eurotiales; Trichocomaceae
Exons: 2
Coding region: 1-1281 (426 amino acids)
Cellular component (GO): cytoplasm
Source: RefSeq, a predicted model, not a curated record
AUGCCGCACAUCGACUCUGACCCUGCUGAGGGUCCUGAGGCUUCUGGGGGCCUGACGAAGCUUCCAUUCCCCCCCGUCACUCCAUCUCACAUUCUACAUUGCUCGUAUCAUUACUGGCACCCUUUGUACCGUACUAGCACGCCCAAAGCUCGCCUUAUCCCCCUGACAGAUGCCUUCAUUUCCUACCUUCGCGCAGACGGAAUCGUCCUUCCGCCAGAUCAACCAGCCCGUUCUACCUUCACCAACGACGACAGUGGUUUUGAAGAUUCUGAUGACGAACAAGAUGAUGAUGAAAAUGAUGAUCCUUCGACCGCUUGGCCCGAAGUUCACAAUCAGAUAAAGGACACUAUCCAAGAACUGGGCGGGAAAGUAACGCCAAAGCUGAAUUGGAGUGCGCCAAAAGACGCGACGUGGAUUGCCGUCACAAACGAUCUCCAAUGUCAGGCUCCAAAUGAUAUCUACAUGCUUCUCAAGAGUAGUGAUUUUAUCACUCACGAUUUGGACCACGCUUUCGACGAUACAGACCCUGAGCCGAGCGAGUCGACCAAUGAGCCAGUUUCCAAAAGCCCGGAUGUUCCGAAAAUCCCAUACCACCUCGUUCUCCGCAAAUACUUCAAUCUCAACCCGUCGUUGGAAUUCCGGUGUUUUGUGCGUGACCGAAAACUCCUCUGUCUGUGCCAGCGAGACUUGAACCACUUUGAUUUCUUGUUUCCUAUGCGAGAUAUGCUACGAUCUCGGAUACAAUCGUUUUUCGACGACAAACUCAGAGAUACGUUUCCAGAUCGAAACUUCGUCUUCGACGUCUACGUCCCCCCGCCUCAUGAAAGGGUUUGGCUUAUCGAUAUCAACCCGUGGGCGAUUCGAACAGAUCCUUUGCUAUUCAGUUGGAUGGAAAUUCUCACCAUGAAGGAACCGGCUCCAAUCGAGGAAGAGUUUGUUAGACUUUCGCUCAAGAGUGACAACGGAGAUCUGGCAGGAGAUCAUCAGGAUCGUUCAUCAGAAGCCGGAGACGAUAGCGCUUCUGACCAAGAAGAGGAUGACGAGGAAGAUUCGGAUGUGGAGGAUUUGUCUAUAUUCCCGGAGCUUCGACUAGUGAGACGUGACGAUCCUGAAGCUUAUGGUUUCACCUCGCCUCAGUAUUCUGCUCACAAACUGCCUCGAGACGUGGUUGAUGCUUCACAGGCGGGCCCAGGAGGUAUGGAAUCGUUCAUGCGUCAGUGGCAGGAUCUCCUUGCCAAAGAGCACCAGCGGCAACAAGACGAAUCGAGUGAUGGCGAAUAA